CCCUGAAGGCAGCACGAGGUUUGACAGCAACCCAGCCAAACAUGGCGGCUGCUAGCUAAAGCAACCAGUCAACACCUUCGUCUUUUAGUAUUAUUGGCAGCUGUCAGGAAAUAACCAAGGCUGGUGGUUUGUGCGCCUCUGUAGACACACGACAGGAGUGAUCUGACACAACAACAGUGGACUGAAGGCGGACUGUUACUGCUUGGUUUCGUCUUUACCUCUCUGCCGAUAUGUUUCACAGGUAAUCUCAGGCCCCUUACCCACCCCCCGCUGUUGAUGUCGUCCCCAUCAGCGAAGCCCCCCUCCACCUCCCUCUCCCCUGGGUCUCAUGUGCGGCCCUCGGCUGACCUGGACUCCUUGUCCAUGUCUUCCCUCCUGUCUGGGGAUCUAGAUGAUGAAGGUGAUGGAGGAAGAGAAGGAGGGGAGGAGGAAGGGCUGGGAGACCUGGAAGUAAACCCUUAUGAUGGUUUGCCCUUUUCUUCACGCUACUACGCCAUGCUGGAAGAGAGGCGUCAGUUUCCUAUAUGGAGGCUCAGGCAGAGUCUACUGGAGCACCUGGAGAGCCACAACAUGCUGCUGCUCAGUGCACCAAGUGGAGCUGGAAAAAGCACCCAGGUGCCACAGUGGUGUGUGGAGUAUGCUUUGUCCUAUGAAUUUUCCCAGGGCCUGGUGUGUUGUUCCCAGCCUCAUUCGGUGACAGCGGUGAGUCUGGCCCUUCGCGUGGCUGAUGAGAUGGACCUCAGCCUGGGUCUGGAGGUGGGCUACAGGGUGUCUCAUGAUGACAGCUGUACACCCGACACCCUGCUCAGGUUUGUCAGUGACACUCUCCUGCUAGAGGAAAUGAUGUCAGACCCUCUACUGCAUCAGUAUGGUGUUGUGGUGUUGGACGAGCUCCAGGAGCGUACCGUGCCCACUGACGUGCUGCUGGGCCUGCUCUGUGACGUCUGCCGGCAGAGGCCAGACAACUUCCGGGUGGUUCUCCUCUCUCACCCAACACUGGCACCUCGCCUCUCUGCCUUCCUGGGACCAACAGUCCCUCACCUCUCCCUGGACAGCGUGCUCACCGACCCCCCUACCAGAGACCAGAAAGAGGGGAGUGAGUUAGAGGAGGACAGGACGGCUGUUGAGUUCAACAGGGUGGAGACGGUGUACAGGGAGCUUUCACCUGGGAAGGAACCGGCGGCGGCUGCCUGUCACAUGGUGCUUGAUCUGCACAGAAGGGGAGAGGAAGGAGAUGUGAUGGUCUUUUUGGCCAGUGCACAGGAAACAGAAGAGUGUGUGGCCUUGCUGGAGAAGGAGUGUGUAGCUCUGAGUCCUCAGCUUGGUCCUCUCAGGAUCCUCCCCCUCCAUGCUGGACUCGGUGGGCUGACUCAGCGGGUCUAUGAAUCCAACCCCGAAGCUUCUACACUUAGGGAGAAUGACAGCUCUGAGGGCUCAGUGCUUGGAGCCGGAGGUCCGGGGGUCAGAAGGAAGGUUAUCCUCUCUGAUACCCUCGCAGAGGCUUCCUUCUCUCUGCCAGCAAUUCGCUAUGUCAUAGACACAGGCCUUCAACUAAAAAACGUUUACAAUACACAAAUACGAGCUAACUCGCAGGUCGUGAGGACGAUCAGCAAGCACCAGGCCGACAUGAGAACUCAAAGGGUGAACAGCCACCUUCAAGGUCUGUGUCUCCGUCUUUACCCCCGGUCUCUAUAUGAGGAUGGGAUGGAGGAGGCUCAUUGUCCUGGGGUGGUGGAGGAUAACCUCAGCCACUUAGUGCUGUUGCUCAAGAGGCUUGAUAUUGCCGACAUGGGACAGUGCAAGUUCCUGGACAGACCAGCCCCCGAGGCUCUGAUGCAGGCGCUGGAGGACCUGGACUACCUGGCAGCGCUGGAUGAUGAUGGUAACCUGUCAGAGGUGGGCAUCAUAAUGUCGGAGCUGCCACUGGAGCCGCCUCUGGCUAAAGCCCUGAUCGCUGCCUGCGAGUACGACUGUGUUGAUGAGCUGCUCACUAUAGCUGCCAUGCUCACAGCUUCUUCCUGCUUUGUGACAGCCGAACCCAGCAGAGAGGAGGCUGCUGUCUCACAGUGGAGACCUUUGAUGCACGCAGAGGGAGACCACAUGACUCUCAUUAAUAUUUAUAACACCUUCAUAGAGCAUAAUCAGGAUGAGGCGUGGUGCACGACAAACUUCCUCAGUCACACCUCCUUACGAUUGGCUGUGGUGAUCAGGGCGGAGCUACUGGAGGUGAUGCAGCGAAUUGAGCUUCCUGUCUCUCCUCCUGCUUUUGGAUGCCAAGACAACUGCACAAAUAUCAAGCGUGCUCUCAUCUCAGGCUUCUUCCUCAAAGUGGCUCAUGAUGUGGAUGGCUCAGGUAAUUACCUCCUGCUAACUCACCGCCAUGUGGCUCACCUGCAUCCCUUCUCUUCCUACCUGUGUCGGCAGCCGCGUCCCAAUCCCCCCAGCUGGGUCCUGUACCACGAAUUCACCAUCUCCUGCGAUAACUGCAUCCGCAUCGCUUCCGAAGUCCACCCUCAGAUGCUUGUGGAGUUGGCCCCUCAGUACUACCUGGGAAACCUGCCAUCGAGUGACGGCAAAGAGCUGCUGAUGGAGCUGAGGCAGAAUCUGGAUCCCCCGUCAUACGAGCCGGAUGGAGUGUCAAACGAGCACAGCAGGACUCACAGAGACGCAGAGGCGACAGGAGAGACUUACAGUGAGUCCAGCACUGACCUCUGUGUUGUCCAAUGAGACGAAAGAAGAGACACUCAACACACCGCUGUCACUUUAUUGUUUAUCUGAGAUUUGGUACUUUGUAUGAAUUAGACUGAAAUCUCAUUUAAGGUUUAAACGCUUUUGAUGUGUGAUUUCGAAUGGACUCUUACUGGAAAACACUAAUGUACAGUAAUGAAUUGUUAAUAUAUCUUAUAUGCUGUGGCUUUGGAAAAUAUUCAAACCUUUUCUCCUUGUGCUAUGUAUUGACCUAAUUUAAAAUUUUAUUUAGAUUAUCUUUUUUAUUUAUGAGGGAUUUCUGUGUUUCUGUAAUUCUGCAAAAAUAGUCAAAUAAUAGUCUGUUAUCACUUUCUCACUGUGGGAUGUACAGAGCACCAAACAUCGAUUUUAAAUCGUAGCAAAACAAAAAUUGUAAAACGUGAAGUGGAUGAAAUACGUUAUUAAAUCCCUGAAGUGUCAUUUUUUUAAAAACAGUUUGAGAUUUCAGCUAAAAGCAAUAUGCACUGCUACAGUCAACAGAGACGCUGUCAUUGACCUUUGACCUCUAUGCAGAUCCCAUGUACUGAUCUGUGAUGAGAUACUGCAGCAGCUUCUAUUUUACACUUUUUGAUACUGUUUGUAUAAUGUUUGGGUUUCCUGCUUAGAUUCGGCCUUUUUCUCUCCGACUUUCUGUCAAUAAUAAAAAGUCUUUGUGUAAAGUGGAUUCUUAUCAUCCUAUUUAAUAGGAUAUGUCUGUCAAUACAGUCCUUUAAUACUUCAAAUAAAAAUGUGUUUUUUCACGUUUGAAAUAUC
This is a messenger RNA of Cottoperca gobio, 3501 nucleotides long. It is a transcript of the gene dqx1, whose product is annotated as DEAQ box RNA-dependent ATPase 1. The record is from RefSeq and is a predicted model, not a curated record. NCBI's taxonomy places the organism in Eukaryota, Metazoa, Chordata, Actinopteri, Perciformes, Bovichtidae. Bases 277 to 2727 code for a protein of 816 amino acids. Gene Ontology annotation, molecular function: RNA binding; helicase activity. Gene Ontology annotation, cellular component: spliceosomal complex; intracellular anatomical structure. The transcript is spliced from 13 exons.